Messenger RNA from Cuculus canorus (common cuckoo), 7635 nucleotides. RefSeq names its product TBC1 domain containing kinase (gene TBCK). Bases 549 to 3230 code for a protein of 893 amino acids. Gene Ontology annotation, biological process: protein phosphorylation. NCBI's taxonomy places the organism in Eukaryota, Metazoa, Chordata, Aves, Cuculiformes, Cuculidae. Gene Ontology annotation, molecular function: ATP binding; protein kinase activity. The record is from RefSeq and is a predicted model, not a curated record. The transcript has 26 exons.
UUUUUAAAUAUGCCUAAUGUGCAUGUGAUCUGUUAUUAUCUAUCAAAGACUUAUAGUUAUUCUUUAUUUACAGGCAGAAUACAUCUUCAAUGAUUAUUAGAAAAGUUAGAAGAUUUUGUGAAAGAUGAUGUUUUGAUUUUAUGCUGCACAGGGAAAAUGCUUAGUUAAACACAAUACUACUUACGUUUAGAUAUUUUUAAGCAAUCUUAUGAUAUCUCUGUAGUACAAGGGAUGUUUGUAGUAGACGUUUAUUCUACAGAUGGAAAAAAGAUUAUGAAUUGUGAAAUGUGCUCUCUGUUUGUAGUUCUGCCAGAUUUGUAUGUGGACUAAAAGAAAGAAAAAGGGAAGGAAAAAGACAAAACAAACAAACACCCCCACCCCAAUUAGAAAAUAGUGACAUGACAUCUUUGAAUUCCAAGGAAUUUGAACUCAACUUUUCUUCAAUAUAUGUUGUGCAUUUUAAUAAGCCAAGUGAUGGUGGGACCUGGGAAGCAAAUGACAUCGGGGAACACUAAUUGCUGUGGAGGGCUUAAGAUUGUGUGAAAAAGAUGUUUCCUUUAAAAGACACUGAGAUGGGUGCCUCCACCUUCUUCGCCUCAGCUCUGCCACAUGAUGUUUGUGGAAGUAAUGGCCUUCCUCUGACCCCUAAUUCCAUCAAAAUUUUGGGGAGAUUUCAAAUCCUUAAAACGAUGACCCAUCCCAGGCUUUGCCAGUACGUUGACAUUACCAGAGGUAAACAUGAGAGACUGGUUGUGGCAGCUGAACACUGUGAAAAGAGUCUGGAAGAUUUGCUACGAGAAAGAAAGCCAGUCAGCUCUUCAAGGAUUUUGUGCAUAGCAUAUGAGGUUUUGCAAGGUUUGCAAUAUAUGAACAAACAUGGAAUGGUCCACCGAGCACUCUCCCCUUCCAAUAUUCUUUUGGAUCGAAAGGGACAUGUGAAGUUGGCUAAAUUUGGACUUUACCAUAUGACUGCUCAAGGUGUUGAUGUUGAUUUCCCUAUAGGGUACCCAUCGUAUCUGGCACCUGAAGUCAUUGCACAGGGAAUAGUCAAACCAAGUGAUCACACUCAGUGUGAGAAGCCUCUGCCUUCUGGCCCUAAAUCAGAUCUGUGGUCUCUUGGCAUAAUAUUAUUUGAGCUUUGUAUGGGGAGAAAAUUAUUCCAGAGUUUGGAGAUAGCAGAGAGAUUGAAAUUUAUAAUUAUGUUAGGCUGUGUAGAUGAUGUUAUAACUGUAUUGGCUGAAGAACAUGGUUGCCUUGAUAUUGUUAAGGACCUUUCUGAAAAUACCAUAGCUUUACUGAAGAAAUGCCUUACAUUCCAACCUUCUAAGAGGCCAACUCCAGAGGAAUUGCUGCAUGACAGUUUGUUCAGUGAAGUAUCUUCAGUAUAUACUCCCUUCCACAAACCUGCUGGUCUGUUCUCAUCUUCUCCAAGGUGUGCUAAUUUAACGCUUCCGGAAGACAUAACUCAGUUAUGUAAAGAUGAAGAUAGUGAUUACCUAGCAGAAAGAUCAAUUGAAGAGGUUUAUUAUCUCUGGUGUUUGGCUGGAGGAGACUUGGAGAAAGAACUUGUCAACAAGGAAAUCAUUCGAUCAAAGCCACCUGUCUGCACACUUCCCAACUUUUUAUUAGAAGAUGGUGAGAGCUUUGGGCAAGGACGAGAUAGAAGUUCCCUCCUAGAUGACACAACUGUGACCUUGUCUCUGUGCCAGCUCCGAAAUAGACUGAAAGAUGUUGGUGGGGAAGCAUUUUUUCCAUUGCUUGAAGAUGACCAGUCAACUUUACCUCAUUCAAAUAGUAGUAAUGAGCUGUCUGCAGCUGCUAGUCUUCCUCUGAUCAUCCGGGAGAGGGACACAGAGUACCAGCUAAAUAGAAUUGUCCUGUUUGAUAGGCUGUUGAAGGCCUACCCAUAUAAGAAAAACCAGAUUUGGAAAGAAGCCAGGGUUGAUAUUCCUCCUCUUCUGAGAGGCAUAACCUGGGCUGCCCUGCUGGGUGUUGAGGGUGCCAUACAAGCGAAAUAUGAUGCCAUUGAUAAAGACACACCGAUUCCUACAGACAGACAAAUUGAAGUUGAUAUUCCUCGUUGCCAUCAGUAUGAUGAAUUGCUGUCAUCGCCAGAGGGUCAUGCAAAGUUUAGACGUGUAUUGAAGGCCUGGGUUGUUUCCCAUCCUGAUUUGGUGUACUGGCAGGGUCUUGACUCUCUUUGUGCACCAUUUCUGUACUUAAAUUUUAACAAUGAAGCUCUGGCGUAUGCCUGUAUGUCUGCUUUUAUCCCCAAGUAUUUGUGUAACUUCUUUCUGAAAGAUAAUUCUCAUGUUAUUCAAGAAUACCUGACGGUAUUUUCCCAGAUGAUUGCAUUCCAUGAUCCAGAGCUGAGUAACCAUCUUAAUGAAAUUGGAUUUAUUCCAGAUCUUUAUGCUAUUCCUUGGUUUCUCACAAUGUUUACACAUGUCUUUCCUUUGCACAAAAUUUUUCACUUGUGGGAUACGUUGCUUCUUGGAAAUUCCUCCUUCCCGUUCUGUAUUGGAGUUGCAAUACUUCAGCAACUGAGGGAUCGUCUUCUGGCUAAUGGAUUCAAUGAAUGCAUUCUCCUUUUUUCAGACUUGCCAGAGAUUGACAUUGAGCGUUGUGUUCGUGAGUCGAUCAACCUGUUUCGCUGGACCCCGAAGAGUGCUACGUACAGGCAAUAUGCACAGCCUCCACGGCAAGCCAGUGAGAGCAACGGCACAAGAAGUUCAAUGUCCUGCUUUUCAGCAGACUAUCAGGAAGCACCACGAAGUGAUUUAUCUAGGGAUUCCAUCAAGUUGGAUGACCUGAAGGCAGAGGUGUCACCAAGAAUUUCAGCAGAAGAUCUGAUUGAUUUGUGUGAGUUGACAGGACCUAGUCAUUCUAAAACACCUGUAAAGAAAACAAAGUCUAGCAAGCCCAAGCUGCUGGUGGUGGACAUUCGUAACAGUGAAGACUUUAAUCGUGGCCACAUUUCUGGCAGCAUCAAUGUCCCUUUUUCAUCAGCAUUUACUGCAGAAGGAGAUCUCAUCCAGUGCCCAGCUACUGCCACCCUCCAGAGCUUUAAAGGAAGAGUUGUGGUGAUUGUAGGAAAUGCAGCAAAGAACACAGCUGCUUUUGCAGCUCAUCUAGUGAAGAACAAGUACCCAAGGGUCUGCAUCCUAGAUGGAGGAAUCAACAAGAUCAAGCCAACUGGUCUUCUUACUGUUCCUUCUCCACAAAUUUAAGUGACUAUAAACAUUCAAGGAAAUUUGUCUGAACAGGGAAAUCUUACUGUACAACAUGGAUAUCAUGAAUCCAAAGGGCAUUAUGGUGUCUUCACUGUCCAGCCUAUCCUGAUGAUCAGUGUCUUAUCCUGCAGAUCUAGAGAACAGGAGCUUUGCCUUUGUUCUUUGAUAUAGAGCUUCAGUUGAAACAUAAAACUGUGAAGCUUUAAGCUUUCUGAGAAACCUUUUCUAGCAUUGAUGUAUUGCACAUCUGGUUGAGCAAGUCUGAACACAAAAAGAGUAAUUCAACUGGCAUUUGGUAUCUUAUGAAUAUUUCUGCAGAACAAAAUAAAGUGGCACUUGGUGGCUCUAAGCUGUUCUUAAACAGAUUAUUUUUCAAAAGUAUUUUACUGUGAAUAUUAUAAGUAACAAGCUGAAACUGUGCCCUCUGAGUGUGUAUCCUAUGAAAAGGCAUGUUGUCUAAUAUUUUAAAUAGUAAUUGCUGUAUCUUGUGACCUACUUUCUUUUUGAGAAAACAUUUUUUCCUCUGCAUUGGAAAUAAAGAUGUGUCCCAGAUUGAAAGUCACUGUAAGACCUACUGCUGAGUCAAUCCAAAUGGUAUCAUGUCCUGCAGAAGUGGAAAAGGAGAUUUUAACAUUAUAUUGCAAUAACACAGCAAACACAACAAUUUCUGAUACAAUUGCAUUUACCAGAAAGAUAGGCUUUUGACUAUGUCUUAUGAUUAUAGACCAGUUAUUCCACAAAUAAUAGUGCUUUUCCAUUUUAGAAAACAUUCCGAAGUAAUCACUCUUGUGUGAACUGGAGGUGCAAAGUUCUCUUUGGUUCUCUACCCUUUGACCUAGUUGUCUCAAAUUGAGUCAUGUUUUUAAACGUGAACUUUCAGCCUGACAGAUCGAGACAGCAAACUUAUUUCUAAACUGAACUGGAUGGAAGAUGAGUGAAGCAGGCUUCCACAAAGGGCAUAAGGUGACUGUAGACUAACAAUGUGGAAAAUAUUUUGUGAUAAGAAGCCAGAAGUACUGAAAACACUAUCAGAAACAGGAAUUGACAUCUCUGUCACUGAGAAGCUAAAAAUAAAUUUGAUUCGGUCAAAUGCCACCUUUCAGGAGACGUAGAAAAGCUCCCAUCCUGAUUUCCUCCCCUCUAAAUCCUAGGUUAGCUUUGCUAGCUUGUCAGGUCCAUUAUUCAAAUUUAGUCUGGAAAAUGCAGCCUCUCCCAGUCUGUUUUUUCCUACAAUUCUAAAAACAUUCUGAACCAGCUCCAGCCACCCGCAUCCAUAGCUUCCUGUCAGGACAGACAGAUUCACUGCAGGGUACCUACGUGGGCAUCUAAGGAGAACAGAGCAAAGGUGUUAACCCUCUUUUGUCAGUCUCACACCUAUUGAUCAUUGCAGAAUAUGGAAUAUUUACUGUUAAACUGGAGUGCCCUUCCUUAGACCAGACACAGUCCUUUGUGAUUUUAAUUACACUUUGUGCCCAGUUUUCUUGGUUGGUUUUUGGGAGUUUUUUACAAGUAGGCAUUUGUCCUAUUUGGUCCACUGUUUUGAGCAAAGACUGAGACUAUUUGUCCUUAUCCUAGGAACCUCCCUUCUUGGACGCAUCUUGUCUCCCUUUGUCAUCCUUGUUUCUGUAAGUCUCAGUCAUCUGUGUCCAUGAUACUUUCCCAGUUCAGGAUGGGGAAAAACUCAUAACUCACGUUCUGUAUCAGAAAGGAGGGAAAUUGCACUGUUUAUUUGGCUUUAGGUUUUGUUAAUGUGAUUUACUUCAGGUACUUCUGAUUUGGUUGUUGUUUUUUGCUUGUUUGUUUGGUUUUUAAUUUCGAAUGAAUUUUCUAUUUAGAUUUAUGUUCCUUCCUCUGGUAGCCUAAGGUAUUUGGCAGACAUACUUUCUGAAGUAGAAACAGUAACCAUACCAGCUGGACAGAGACACAUGCUUUCUUUUACUUAGGUGAUUUAUUUUUUCUCUCGUGAAUAAUCUCUAGAAGUCUGAAGGGCUAAAUAAUUUGUCACAGUGGGUAAGGGGUUAAAUUCCAAUACCAUACUCUCCUUUUUUCUUUCUCUAGGCUUUAAUCUGUUAUUGGGCUAACUGACAAGACCACUAAAUUUCAAUUUGUUGCCAUCCUUUUCGUAGAUAUUCUCUGUGUCGGCAUAAUACAAUGAUGCAAUGUUAUUUUUGUGACCUUCUGGAUAUCGGUAUCUAGACUUUCCUUGCUGUUCCACCCAGAUAAGGAAGAUGCUUAUCGGAGUAUCCCAUAGCUGGACCAGAGCUGCACUGCAAACAACUCAGCAAAACAAAAAACAAACAAAAACAAAAUCACAUGAGCUCUUCAGUAGCAGCAUCACUUAUGUUAUUAUUCAGAGAUGUACUUUGUAAGCCUGUUAGUUUUGUGGCCUGAGACAUACUUGGUGUUCCAAUUUGCAGGAUGUGAAUGUUGUCCAGAAUAUCCCUUCCUUAGAUUUAAUUUACAUUUUUGGUAGCUUAUCAAGAUACUUUAGUUAAUAAGAAGACUAGCUAUGAAGACUAGCUAUAUCUUUAUUUAGCUUUCACAGUAUUCAGAUUAAGUUACUAGGAAGUUUGGGAAUUGUGUGGGCAAGUGUGGCCUUUUAAUCUCCUAUUUAUCUUUGCUGAUGAGUCACACUGGCCUCUCCCACUGUUGUGUUAGAAACUUAACUAUUGCCAUCAGUCUUAUCUUGCUAUUUUUAAUUCCUUCUUAUGGAUCCAACUUGCAAAAAUUGACUGAAAGAAUUACUCUUCCCAAAAGAGUGUUUCCUUCCAGGGCAACUUGAUCUGUGCCGGCUGAGCUAACAUGAGAUUUGUAUAUUUGAGUAGCAAAAGUAGAAAAAGGUCUUCCUUUUUCUUUGAAUCCCAAGCUAUAAUGCCUGUGUUGUGAUUUUAGGUUUCCGGCCUCAGUAGAGAGUUGGUGCCAGAAACUGCAUUCUGUUUUGGAAAGUGUGUUUUGUUUGCCCUUCAAGUAACCAUUAGACUUGAAGUUUGCUGCUGGUGGUGCCUUUUAAAUCAUAACACCAAAUUACCUAUUCAUGUUCUGUGACAACAAAGUCUCUAUUCCAUUAAUUUAGGUUUACAAAUUCAUCUUGUACUACCAUAAGUAAGUGAGUGAACAUAAUUCAAUAUUGCAGUGUGGUUGUCUUAUUACAUCAGCGUUUAAUAAACCGUUAUGCAGAAUUUAAAGGAUCUGGUUCAAAAAUAAGAUCCACAGAGUAUAAUUACCAGUGAAUCAAAUUGUAAAUAUUUCUUGUAAAGCUUUUUCGCAAAGUGUCAUUAGGCAUAAUGUUAAAUCCAUGUUCAGAUUAACCUCUGGUAGUGAUCUUGCACAUGAAGGUAGAGAGACCUCAGGGCGUCUGCUCUUGUAAUCCACAUUUUACUUCUCUGGUGAUAAGUGCUUAUGUGCUUUAGGAGCUAUAUUCUGUAAUGCAUAGACAUCAAGUUUCCAGACACAGUAAUCUGUGUGAAAGAACAGAUGCAGUAGAGCAGAGAUCAAUGUGGUAAUCAUUAUGUUCAGUGGGAACAAUCCAGAGAAAAUUUAUAGAUCCCUGUUUUAAUUAGUAUUUCCAAACUGAAGCAGUAUUAAAUUUCUCUCUUCUAUGUCUAUCUAGGGUUUUCUGACACUACGUCAUUUUAGAGAGGCAGCAUCUGGUGGUGUCUGCUCUUGCCAGCUGAGCUGGCCAAAGGAGUAAAAGUCCUGCAAGUACAGAACAGGUACAUGGAGUAAUUGAGGGUUUUUUAGAGAUCCAGUGAUUAUGUUAAUAGCUUGAGUUAUUGGGCUAUUAUUAAGUUAUUAUUAUUCUUGCUACGAAUUUUCGAUAUAUCUUGCAUAAUCUGGGCUGCUUAGUUCCUCUCACUAAAAUGGGGCUAAUAACACAUCCUAGUUUCACUCCAUGUAGGAAAAAGAAAUAUAGUGAGCCCUGUGACCACUUGAAAUGUCUGACUAUGAGGACAAUGCAGACACUAAGUACUUCUUGCCCAGAAACAAACUGUUUUCUUGGGAAGCCAAAAACAGAUGACAACAUGAGUUCUCCAUCACCAAUUUUGUUAACAAUCCUUUCACUAUUAAGUGCUAUUAUCUUAAUGAAUGAUUUUCAGCAUUGCCACAAAAAAUUCACAGCCUCUAUGAAGAAUGUAGUAUUAGUGAUGAAGAAGCCCUCCUGUUACAAAAUUUGUUGUAAACUUUGAUUAGCUAAAUCCAGCAAUCAUAUUAAUAGUGUAUAAUAAAUAUUCUUGUGUGGUUAGGCCAUAAUAAAAUAUGAGUUUUCAAUUACUACAGUAAGUUGAUUUUUUUCUUUAAAUGUUGAUCAAGAUUGACACCUUAUGUAAAAUGAACCAAAUGCCAAGCUUUACAACCCUAGAAUAACAGCAAUAAAGUCCUGGCAUCGCUUAUAAAGCACAUG